GAUGAAUGAUCUCAUUCUUUUUCUUUCCUGUAUAUAAGCCACCACUGAUCUGGUGCAACGAAUGUGAUUGCACGCUAGCGUUACUUUGGCGCCUGCCAUCUCUCAUAUCAUCGCCGAGACUGGCUCAGCCCUGCCCAGCCAUCCGCCCAUUCCGCUGGUUUGCCUAACCCACGGACAACAUUCUUUCCAUCUGACCUUUCCAGAACCCUGGCCAUGAAUCCCUUGUCAUCACAUUCCGCAUGUUGAAUAGCUGAGAAUUCACUGGAUAGUUUGUUUUACUCCCUCCUGGGGAUUGUGGAGAAUGUAUAUCCCAUCUCAAUAUGGACGGCUUGUCGCCCGUCAGAGUGGACCGCCGGGCGCAGACAACAAUCAUGAAGCUCGGUCCGAGACUUCUCGCAGGAAUAAUAUCUUUAUCAUAUGCGCUGCGUCCAUCAUCUUCGCAAUAGCCGUCAUUCUCAUGGCGUAUUUCACCCUGCGCACGCUCCGCCGCAUGAACUGUCGCCCAAAAUACAUCCCCGGGAAGUCUUUAAAAGACCGAUGGAAUCGCUGGCAAGCUGGAUCGUCAUAUGGUCAAGUUCCAAAUGAUGGGACGUCAUCAAAUCGAGAGGGAACCGGCACAAACACCAGGUCUGUGGAAGGAGGGUCAGAAAUGAAUACCAAUAGUGCAGUUCGCCGUGAGACCUCAGUCCGUUCCGUCAUGACCCUCCCUGCCUAUUCGUCGAGUCCGAAACCCUCAGAACAGGUCAUUGCGCGAGAAGGAGAGCGGGGCGGCAUGGAUGUCGUCGUUGAAUUCCCCGAGACUGCCGAGGAAGAGGAGUCCCGCAGGGAGGAGCUGAUGGAGUCUCUGUACCAAAUCCGCCAGCAGCGGAGACAGGAGAUAGCAGAGCGGGAGGCCAGGCGAGAGGAGCGUCGUGAGGCUCGUGCUCGUGGGGAUUAUGUCCGUCUCGAGCAGAUUCGCCAAGAGAGUCGUGCUCGAGCCCAGAGUCGUUCUUCUGCCAACGGGAGCAACAGCAAUUUCUCCUCUGCAUUGACUCUGGCAGAGGCUCGAAGUCGCGGUCGCGAGAGGCGUAUUUCCAGUGUCAGCUAUGCAGCAUUGGGCUAUGUGCGACACGAUGGAACGCGUAUGCGCAGUACCUCUCCUGAUGGGCCUGAUACGGAUUCUCGCCCUCUUUUGUCCAACACCGAUACGAUGAGCACGGAAACGGCCAAUCGUUCAUCCACAUCUAGUCUGACAAAUGUUCAUUCACGCGGCGAAUCGUACUCGUCCGCUCAUUCCGCAGACACUGCUGCAUCUGAACAAGAUAGCUUGACCCCGGUCCAAUCGCACGCUGCUUCCACCCACUCGAUGAUUCCGAGUUCUGGGGAAGGCGAUUUGGGGGCUCUCCAUAUCCCUCCUCCGGACUAUGAACAGCUGGACUGGGGAGAGGCGCCUCCGUAUGAAAGUCCAACCGCAGAGCGAGGUAGCCAACCACCACAGUUACGGGAGCUCACUCCUCUGCCUACCAUUCAAAUCGAUCUCGCCAGCCCUGUGAACAACACGCCUACCACGCCUACAAACCCCCACCGCGAAGAGCAUAGCCCAUCAGAAAACCAAGGCACUCAUCGCGACUCUUAGCCCUUAAUUCCCUUGUCUACAUCCCUAUUUAGUUGAUGUCGUAUGGCUAUUGUUCCUUGACAUCUUCUCUACCAUCUCUGGCGUGCUUAGACCGUUACGAGCUUACGACGUUUAGAUUCCCCACUGUGUGGCCAAUUCAUUGUUAUUAAUAGCGCAUUCUCUAUUCCUUCUCAAUUCACAAGCUUAGUUUCACUUCGCUAGCAUGGCGUUCGGAUGACAUGUAUUUGGCUUUAUGCAGACCUCUACAU
Molecule: messenger RNA, 1863 nt
Organism: Aspergillus pseudonomiae
Lineage: Eukaryota; Fungi; Ascomycota; Eurotiomycetes; Eurotiales; Aspergillaceae
Exons: 2
Coding region: 302-1615 (437 amino acids)
Source: RefSeq, a predicted model, not a curated record